Trichoderma atroviride IMI 206040 is the source of this 972-nucleotide messenger RNA. RefSeq lists its product as uncharacterized. The record is from RefSeq and is a predicted model, not a curated record. NCBI's taxonomy places the organism in Eukaryota, Fungi, Ascomycota, Sordariomycetes, Hypocreales, Hypocreaceae. Gene Ontology annotation, molecular function: nucleic acid binding.
UCCAAAAUGGCGCCUGUUGCCACCGAGUUCGAAAAAAUCAUCAAUACCGCCCGAGAGCGCAAGAAGAACGAGGCUCUCGCCGACAAGAUCUUCUCCAGGGGCCGGCGCCAGAGCGCCCCGACAAACUCCAAGCCUCAGAUCGGAGCAUCGCUCGCCAGCCGUGUCGGCGUCAAGAAGCCCCAGAACAAAGCCGUCACCGCGCCUUCAUCCCGACGCCGUAGAGCGAGCGUGCCCGCCGGCGACGUCAACGGCGAAUGGACUCACGACCUGCACAGCUCCGUCAACUCCUCAUCCAAUGCGCCCCUCAGCUCCCGAGUCACCCUCCCCGGCGGUGCUGCCGCCAAAAAGGCCGCUGCUAAGAAAAAGGUCGCCCGGCUGACGGCUGCCUUUGACCGCAUGGAGACGGACGACUCCGUCAAGCGCCAGGUCAACAUUGUGAAGAACGGCGGCAAGCCCCAGAACCAGAACCAGACGCGAGAUGCCGGCAUGACGAUCAGGGGGCUCGCGGGGCCCUUUGCCGUCAUGGCGCAGAACUUUGCGCCUGGGACGACGGCGGCGGAUAUCGAGAGUGCAAUGACGCCGGUGGGGGGCGAGAUGGUCAGCUGCGAAAUCGUCAAGACGCAGCCAUUCAUCAUUGUCGAGAUGGCGUUUGCAUCGAGAGAGGGCGGCGAGAAAGUUAUUGAGACGUUCAACAACAAGACUGCCGACGGCAGAAUCAUCAAAGUCUACCCCAAGCCAGGCGGCUACAAAGCAAACCGCAACUCACCCUUCUCAGGACGCCAGAAGUCAUCCCAAGACGACCUCAUGGGCGACUACGAGCACGACCUCAUGGACAGAGAAAACGUGCCCCCCUCAUCAAGGGGCGGCAGCAACAACAACAGGCUGCAAUACAACAACGACGGCAAUAAGAAUAACAGCGUUAACAAGCGGGGCCGAGGAUUCCAAAGGGGCUCCAACAAUGGCGGACGAUAG